GGUCUAGUCAAUGACUGAAACCUCGGAGCCUGUCUGCGUAACCAAGCUCGGAGGACGAACCCGAAGACGCCGCGCCACCGUGGGUCCACCGACCAGUGAUCUACCUCCUGCCUUCUUACCCGGUCCGUCUUGUGCCGCGACUUGUGACUCGCUCUACCGGCAAGAUGGAUUACCACCACAUCCUCGCCGUCGGCCUACUCUCCCUCUGCCUCGCCGAGGUGAUUAGUCAGCAACAAGCAGCGUUCAAAUGCCCAGACACUGUGAAAACUGGCUACUAUCCAGACCCGGUGCAAUGUGACCUGUACUACAGAUGUGUGGGAGGUCAGGCUGAGGAAAGGCUCUGCCCGGACGGACUUCUCUUCGACGACUCAAACCCCAGCCACGAACGCUGUGACACACCCGUCAAUGUCGACUGUGCUGACCGAACUGAACUCCAGGAGCCGAAGCCGUCAAAGGGAUGCCCCAGGGCAAACGGUUUCUUCAGGCACCCGGACCCAUUGGUUUGCGACAAAUUCGUCAACUGUAUCGAAGGAGCAAUGAACGAGCUUCCUUGUCCUCCAGGUCUCAUCUACGACGAUACGGCCAGCACUUGCGCGUGGCCCCAUGAAAGCACGCGACUAGAUUGCACCAACGUUAAGAGCAAGAAACAGGUUCUUGAAGAUGGUUUCUCUUGCCCUGAUGGCGAAAUAAUGGGUCCGAAUGGAAGGACACUGCCUCAUCCUACAUUCCCUCACCCUGAAAACUGCCAAAAAUUCUACAUUUGUAGGAAUGGAGUCAUUCCUCAAUACGGAAGCUGUGCAGGAGGUCAGGUUUACAACGAAGAGACAUUCAAGUGUGAUGAACCUGAAAAUGUUCCUGGAUGUGAGAACUGGUUCGACGAGGAGGACAAGAGUCAAAAUCAAAAUCAAAAGAAGCCUUAAUUCCUCUUUCAUCACACGACACUGCUGCUGAGCGAAAAAGGUAACACGAGGGUAAGGACGAUACAGAAAGCACGUCAUUUAAAAUAAAGGGACCUGUAUCCAUCCUGGAAUGAGCCCUAAGAUCCAAAAGAGUGCAUGUACGAUAGGGCUCAUGCUAAAAUAGUUAUAGUUCCUUUUGAUUUUAAUAAGUCCAAAUCCGUAUCGACCAAAAUUAAGGUAAUUAGAAAUGCAAAAAUGCCAGAUCCUGAAUUGAAUCAGUACUUUUGAAAAGUGCGAAAGUCUAAUUUUUCUUACCUCUUUUUUUUGCACGUAUGAAGGAAUGUUUACUUGACAUUUGCCUUUGGAGGCGUCCGUUACUUGCAUUCCAAGAAGCGGACUACCAUUGCUUUGUCGGGUAAAAUGGCGAAGACAACUGGAGCGUUCAAAAAUGAAAAAAAAAAUUAGGAAAAAUGGAUUUUCACCCUUUAUAAGAGUACUGACUCGAGUAGGAUCAGGGUGAACCGGAAUCUAAAAACAUGGUCAAAUAGUGCUAAAAACUUUAGAACACCCUAUUUUUGGUUUUGUUAUUCCUCUAUCUAUCAGAAUAUGAUACUUAACUAGGAAGAAAGUAUUUAAAAUGUUCGACUUGAGACGAAUCUGAUUACAUUAUGGUCGUUAUGGUAUACUAUCGCUUCAGAAUCAUACCUGUUGUAGUUAGCGUGCACAAUUUCAUAUUUGUUUGGAAGCUGGAAUACAAAUUGUUCGUCUUACCUACUCCUCACUAAGAUUCAUGUUACGUCACCAAACGGGACAAAAUAAAUAGGCAAUGUGUGUCCUAAAAUCUACUUAUUGUUUUCAGCUGUGAUUUUGUUUUUUUAGUCAAUUUAAGCCUUUUUCAGGUGAAAUGAAUUCUGGAUAAGCAUAUGCGCCGACUGUUUCUAUGUUAUAAAAAAAAUAAUAUUCCUUGUGAAACUAAUGAACGCUUCAAGGAAUAAUAUUUUGUACAAACUAAGAGCUAUAAGUCCGUCAAAUGAGAGAAUGUUUGUAAAUAUUAUAUGUAUUUAAUGUAGUUAUUAAGUUCUUAUUUUGAAUGUUUCCCCUUAAUCUCAGCAUCCACAGAGGACAGAAAACAAUUUCAUAGUCUUUACUUUUUCUCAUGAGGGACUUUGCAUGUCGAUUUAUAAUUGAUGAAUUCAUUCGACCUGGCAGAUUCUCAUGUUGAAUUUAGUGAAUUUAAACUGAUUCUGAUAUCAUGUAAAAGUCAAGCUUCAGCUUUCCUGUUGUUCAGAUGAGAAUCUCGAAGAAUUAAAGACGUAUCUGUCAAUGCAUUUGCAUCCAAAAUAGAGCGAGAGAGACCUGAUUUAGGUUGUCAAUGAGUAUGUCCAAAAUGACAUCACUCGCAUGUUGUGUUUACAUCAAAAAUUUAGCAUGAUCACGUUGAAGUUGUCUUCACACUCUCUAAUUGAGUGAUCGGGACAAGUGUGGAAUAAAAGUAAACGUAUUUAGGAAAUUAUUAUAAAUGAGUUCAAGGCGCACAUUUAGUCAUACUAACCGCUGAAAACUUGUUCCUGAAAACAUGUCAUUAGAAAAGAAGAAUCAUUUUCAGAAAUAACUCAUUCGAUAUAUCGAGAAGGAGUCAGUCACCCCAUCUUGAAAGCUUCAAUUGAACUGUGUGAAGACAGCUUGGGCAAUUUUGAUCGAACUUCACUUUCAAACCUUCUAUUUAUAAAAAUUAACGAAAUUUUUACCUUGUUGUUGAGUUACUUUCAAAUAAAUUAUGUUUCAUAUAUUGUGAGCAAUUUGACUUCUCGUAUUAAAAAUGUCCGUUUUUAGUCAAUGGAA
Molecule: messenger RNA, 2741 nt
Organism: Bemisia tabaci
Lineage: Eukaryota; Metazoa; Arthropoda; Insecta; Hemiptera; Aleyrodidae
Product: protein obstructor-E
Cellular component (GO): extracellular region
Molecular function (GO): chitin binding
Source: RefSeq, a predicted model, not a curated record